AGCAGUAGGUUAGGCUAUGGCGUUUCAGAUAUCCAAACUUACAGCUCGCUUUUCACUGCUAAAAAACUUUGGUUUGAGUACUAUAGCGGAACACAAGUGUCCACGCAGCCUGAUACACCCCAGCAAACUCACAAAGCACCGGCCGGGCCGCUCGUUUCAUGCCGUGGUCCGUAGUGGCGAAGGCUCACCAGCUACCACAACACCGAGUCCCCGGAGCUCGGAGCGAGUUCUAAAUAUAGUGAAACGAGCGGCGAGGUUUUCGGCCACCUCUGCGACCUCAGAGUCGUUCGAGUGGCAGGGCCGUCGGGCUCUUAGAAAGGGCGCCUCCCUCCGCCGCGCAACCGCCGUCUUUGUCGGGGCGCUCGGUGUGUCCGCCGCCGUCAGUGCCACCUUGCACUCGAGUGCACUGUGUGCUAUGGCCUCCAGGACGGCUUUAAAUCUGGACUCCGAUAAUACUGACUGGGAAGAAGCAAAAAGGCUUCUUCUGUCCAUGAACCUGCAGGAGAGGAGAGGGAUGUACAGGACUGACUACAUCCCCCUGGACCAGAUUCCUGUGUGGAAGCACCCAGGUGCUGCCUCUGCUGAACCUAUUUACAAGGCAAACGAUGAACUAAAUCGGAAGAUCUCUGUCUUCCGAGGUGACAUCACCAAACUGGAGAUAGAUGCGAUUGCCAAUGCAGCCAACAAGACCCUGCUGGGCGGAGGAGGGGUGGACGGAGCCAUUCAUCGCGGCGCAGGACCUCUGCUGAAGAGAGAAUGUUCCACUCUGGGAGGGUGCGAAACGGGGGAGGCCAAGAUAACCGGCGCCUACGGCCUGCCAGCGAAAUAUGUGAUUCACACUGUGGGGCCAAUUGCUCAUGGCUCAGUGGGUGAGGGAGAGAGGCGAGCACUCCGAGAAUGCUAUUAUAACUGCCUGCACACAGCCACUAAGAACCGGCUACGUACAGUGGCUUUUCCCUGCAUUUCCACCGGAGUGUAUGGAUACCCACCUGAGCAAGCAGUGGAAGUGGCUCUGAAAACAGUGAGAGAAUACUUGGAGGAACACCACGCACAGAUGGACCGGGUCAUCUUCUGCGUGUUCCUCAAGGCAGAUGAGGAGCUAUACAGGAAUAGACUGCCUGCGUACUUCCCACAAGCCUGCUGACCAAUCAGAGUGCCCGUUCUGAGCACAGGCGCGUCUCUGAAGAGCAAAUUAUGAGUGGACGGAACCGCAGUGGACGCCCGAGCUCUGGCCGUUCCCGUCCCUUGCUGUUCCUCCCUGCCCCUCAGGCAGACCCGAUUCCCUGCGUCUCCACCUGCUGAUUGAUUGAUUUCUCCCCCGCCCCCUUUUUUUUUUUUUUUUUUUUUUUUUUUCUUCUUUUUUUGUGAGCAUAUGUGUCAGGCUUUGUUUAAGUUCUCCUGAUGGCUGGAUUUUCACUGGAUUCCACUUGGGAUGCUCAGCGCGGCCCGUGUGAGCAACGCGAGGAACCCAGGAAGGCCAGUGUUUCGCUUCUCUGCGGUAGCUGGUGUCCAAAUUCUGCCUAUUCAAAUCUCAGUGCGGAACAACGGGUUUUUACAAGGUUUAUUCAUUGCACUGUCUCAAAGGUACAAUUAGCAAAUUUUAUGGUAUCACCAUGGAUACGCACGCCCUCAUUUUGAAUUACUGUAAUGGAGUUUAAAGUGAAAUGUGAAUGUAACUCGCACAGCCCAUCAUAAUACCAGGAAUGAGUUUAAAAUGGAAUCGGCCGUAGAGUAACCCACUCAUUGCAGUUCUGUAGGGGCCAAUGCCUGUAACGCUUAACCUACAAUAGAUUUGCACUGUUUCUCCUCUUCCAGUGUACUUUAUGUCACUCGCUAUGAUGAAGGAUCCUCAUUAAAGCCCAUUCCUCCUGCUGAAUCAACAGCCAGUCUUGCUUAGCACGACUUUCAUUAAUAACGCACUGAACCUCGGAGGCAGCAGGAAGCGAUGCCGUGUAGUGCAGUGGAACGCUUAGCGGCACACCAGUCAAAUGGAAAUAUUGAUUUUAAAUCAGUGCUGUAAUGCUGAUUAUCAAUACGAUAAUGACUGAAUCAAUUCCAUAAUGUUGAUGAUGACUGUAAAGCCGGCCAAUCUCAGGAGAGGGCCACGCUCCUAAUGUGCUGCUUUAUGUCUUCACGUCAUUGUCUCCCACUACAAUCCCUCACUUAGAGGUUUUCUAAAUGGCGCACACUUCAUCUCUCCCAGCUCCACUCCUUCUGUCCGCCUCCCCCGAGGAGGUAACGAGCAAAUGAUAGGCAGUGGAGGGAGUGGAGGAGGAGGAGGAGGAAGAGGGGGUGAGAGGAAGAGUCUGAUGAACUCAUCUGUAGCCAUGUUCAUUUUUUAAUAAGGAGUGGGCAGCUCAGAUACUGUCAUCAGAUGAGACGUGUGUAAUGAGAGAACUGAGGAAGAAUGGGCAGGAGAGAGUGAGGGAGUGAAAACGAGAGAGAGAGAGAAAGCACCGCAGAGUAAUUAUCUUAAAUCGAGACUUCAUCCCUGUCCCAUCAGCUUUCUCGUUUCCUCCCUCAUGUAUCUCUCUCUCUCUCUCUCUCUCUCUCUCUCUCGCUCUCUUUCAAUCUAUAUAGCGCUUUCUGAAGUGCUGUUUAAUUUGCACUAUUGGCGCGCUAAAUGCCGGCAUGGUAGCUACUGAAAUAGUAACUCCUCACUGGAGACGAGAUGCUUUGGACUGCAUGCCAGCAAUGCCGCCAUGGUGACGUACUACUCAGAGAGGGGGAGAGCGAGAGCGAGAGACUGGAUCUUCCUUUUUUUGUUUAACCUGAUCCCUCGUCCCUGUCCCCAUGCCAGCACCGCUCCUGUUCAGUCGUCUCAUCUCUUUCCGUGUCGGAAAGUCGCGCUCCCUUUCGCCGCCUUGCCUUUGCGUUCCGUCUCCUCCUCAAGCUCUGAGAGGAUAGGCGAGCGCUGAAGGUUAUGGUCGGUCAACUCCUUUGCUCCCUCUCCCUCUUUGUCUCGCCGUCUCUCUGUCCCGCUGCCUCGGUCCAGUAGUUUCCCUUUCGUCUAAAUCAGAUAUCUCGAGCUUCGGUCCUGGAGUGUGCCACGGUGCUCGCCUCAGUUCACGUAGGGUCUGAUAAUUAGCCGACGAGUUGAAUCGGGUGCGUCAUAGCAGGGAACCGUCGGGGUGUGCAGUGCCAUGGACCUCCAGCACGCGGAGGGGUCAGAGGCCUACGGUACAGGGAGCGGAAAAGAAGCCUACUGAGUCGGGCUCUGGGAAGCCAUGGGUGUGGGUGGGCAUUGGUGUUUGGGGUGGGGCAUAACGUUGUAGGUUAAGUUGGUGAUGUUUAUGGAUGCCGAUUGGCCGGGAGGGAGUGAAUGAAAUGAAAGUGGCUCUUCAGCAGAAGCCAGGACGCUCUGCUGCCCCUCCCAAUCAGUGUGUUGAUUUACUACCUGAAAGCCUGUCAAACCGAGAGAAGUGAGGAGGGUGUGGGGUUUGACAGGGUGGAGGAGAGAUGGAGGUAGGAGGUUAUUCCUAAUACCCCCGCCCCCCCCCCAGCUCCUCUGACCCAAAAUAAUGUCAAAAUUGUGAUUCAAGUGUAGCAUUGAGACAAGUAAGUAGUCUGCACCUAAAACCUCAUAAAAGCUUGUUCUUCUUGAAGCCUUCCAUUGUUUUGUUCAGUAGUAAUGCGUCUGCCUCUGAGCUGUAUGAGAACCUUAUGAGUGGUAUGAGAGCCGUGAGUAAUUUCAUUUUGCCGGUGUGCAUGAAGUGCUGCUGUCUAGCUAUCGGUGCCCUGUGUAGUCUGCAUGCUGUGUUUCUCACACUGUAUUGUGUCUACUGAAAUAUUAACCAUGUUUACUUCAGGGUAGGGAAGCAUGCCUGGGACAAAGAGCAAUAUAGAAUCUCAGCUUCUCAUUUUCUCCCUGUCUGACUCUCACCCACACAAACACGUAUGUACAUCUUUAUCAAAAUCCUUCACAAGUCUCCAAAUCUUCUCAUCUUGGAUCAGAAUGACAUGUUCCCGCCAAAUAAUAUUCACAAAAGUCAAAGGAAUAAUGCCAUCAAAGCCAUCCCCCAUUUACUAGAGAAUUAAAAUGAAAGAACUGGAAAAAAAAUGUAUCUUUGCUGUUUUCAUUGUCCUGCUUUGUUUUUGUUUUUUGUUUUUUUUUAUGUGCGUACAUUAAAUCAUUGUAUAGCAUAUUACUCUAUACUCAGAAAAGCAUGGAGUGUCAGUUAUAUAUGAUGUGUGCUUCUUGUCAUAAAACUGCAGUAUCUUACCAACUUAAUUAAACGCUUGUUAUUCAGA
This is a messenger RNA of Electrophorus electricus (electric eel), 4251 nucleotides long. It is a transcript of the gene macrod1, whose product is annotated as mono-ADP ribosylhydrolase 1. Gene Ontology annotation, cellular component: nucleoplasm. The record is from RefSeq and is a predicted model, not a curated record. Gene Ontology annotation, biological process: DNA damage response; peptidyl-glutamate ADP-deribosylation; purine nucleoside metabolic process. Gene Ontology annotation, molecular function: ADP-ribosylglutamate-[protein] hydrolase activity. Lineage: Eukaryota; Metazoa; Chordata; Actinopteri; Gymnotiformes; Gymnotidae.